Molecule: messenger RNA, 1801 nt
Organism: Lagopus muta (rock ptarmigan)
Lineage: Eukaryota; Metazoa; Chordata; Aves; Galliformes; Phasianidae
Product: mucin-2-like
Exons: 3
Molecular function (GO): phosphatase binding
Source: RefSeq, a predicted model, not a curated record
ACGACUGCGGUGCCAUCAUCGUCAACCACGUCCACCGUCGUCAGCAUCCACGGCGGCCAUGAUGCCAACGGUGAUGGCCACGUCACCAACGGUGGCUGUGAUGCCAUCGACGUCAACCGUGACGAUGGCAACCACGUCACCGUCAGCCAUGACACCGCCAACCACGUCGCCAACGGUGGCCAAGAUGCCACCAAUGACCACGUCACCGCCAACUAUGUCACCAACAGUGGCCAAGAUGCCACCAAUGACCGCAUCACCGCCAACCACGUCACCAACGGUGGCCGUGAUGCCAUCGACGUCAACCGUGACAAUGGCAACCACAUCACCGUCAGCCGUGACGCCGCCAACCGUGGCGCCAGCGACCACAGCGCUGCAACCACGCCACCGUCAGCCAUGACACCGCCAACCACGUCGCCAACAGUGGCCAAGAUGCCACCAAUGACCGCGUCACCCUCAACCACGUCACCCUCAACUGUGUCACCACCAACCACGUCGCCAACAGUGGCCAAGAUGCCACCAAUGACCGCAUCACCGCCAACUACGUCACCAACGGUGGCCAAGAUGCCACCAACCGCCACGUCACCGCCAACCAUGUCACCAGCAGUGGCCAAGAUGCCACAAACCGCGUCACCCUCAACCAUGUCACCACCAACUACGUCACCAACAAUGGCCAAGAUGCCACCCUCAACCACGUCACCCUCAACCACGUCCACUGCCAACUCAUCACCCUCUACCACGUCACCCUCAACCACGUCACCGCCAACCACGUCACCAACAAUGGCCAAGACGCCACCAAUGACCACGUCACCCUCAACCUCAUCACCCUCACCCUCGUCACCACCAACCACGUCACCAACGGUGGCCAAGACGCCCCCAACCACCCCCAUCGCCCCCAACCACGUCCCCCUCGACCACGCCACCGCCAUCCACGACCCCGCUGUCACCCUCCCCGCCCCCGACGCCGCCGUCACCUCCGCCUCCUUCCUCCACGGUGACACCGUCGGCCUCCCCCACCCAUGGGCGUUCCGAGGGCGGCCCUUUGGCCGUCCCACCCCAGGGGGGGUCCAUCGGGGCGGCCGCCAUGCGUGGGGCUCCCCGUCGCGACGCCGCACCCCCCCUCGCCCACCCGGCCCUCCAACGUCGCAGCGGGAACACCAUCACCGUGCGGGCCACGGCGAGGGCUGGGGCAACGACGGGGGGGCCGCUGCCGCCGCGGUUCCACCUCCCACUGCGCCCGUCCCCAACCCGGGGCCCCCCAAGAAAACGCUACCCCACGGCCCGAGGAGAUCCAGGUCAUCGGGGGCUACCUGGCUCUGCCCCGUUCCUGUCUGGCCCAAAAAUGACCCCCAUCGCAAGAAGCUGAAGAUCUGGUUUUCGGAGCGGGACCUGGAGCGCACCUUCUCCUACCCCUCGGAGGGGGCUUUGCUGGCAGCUUGGGGACCCCCCCCCAGAAGAACCCCCCCAGAACCCCCCCCCCGGGUACCCCCCGCGGCCCCCGAUGAGGAUGAGGAGGAGGAAGAGCCCCCCCCGGGGCGGGGGCUGCAGGGGGGGCUUCGGGCACGAGCUCUGCUAGUGGAUGAAUCCUGCCGCCGGUGACCCCAACCUAUGGGGGGGGAGGGGGGAGGGGAGGGGGCACAAAAAAGCAGAUCCCCCCCCCCCCCUCCCUGACCCCGCCACCCCUUCCCCCUGGGUGGGGGAUGACAACGUCGGACCCACAGAGCCCCCCUCCAUCCCAAUGGACACAACCAGGGACUGGGGGGGGAGGGGUUGGGGGAGGGGACAUUUUUACACUUCCCCCCCC